This is a messenger RNA of Arabidopsis thaliana (thale cress), 1966 nucleotides long. RefSeq names its product Transducin/WD40 repeat-like superfamily protein (gene ATCSA-1). NCBI's taxonomy places the organism in Eukaryota, Viridiplantae, Streptophyta, Magnoliopsida, Brassicales, Brassicaceae. The record is from RefSeq and is marked reviewed. The coding region runs from base 290 to 1642 and encodes 450 amino acids. Gene Ontology annotation, biological process: transcription-coupled nucleotide-excision repair. The transcript is spliced from 9 exons. Gene Ontology annotation, cellular component: nucleus.
CAAAAACUUGGCUUUUUUGGGGCUGAUCCGGUUUUCGUCCAACGAAUACAUACCGGAAAAUAUAUCCAAAGGAGGAUAUGAAUUGAACCCACGGUUUAUCAGUUUAUACCGAAAUCAAGUUCUUUAGGUGUUUUGGUUAUCGCGACUUUGUUUUAUUAUAACAGAGAAACGAAAAAAAACUUAGCUAAAGAAGAUCAAAAACUUUUCUUAGGGCUUUGGAGAUUCGAGCUCGAGUAUUCAUACAAGUCUGGUGAUAUCCACGAAAAUCAGAAGACGAGAUGCUAGGAGAAUGUGGGAGGCUAUCAAAGACAGAGAAACCGGUCGAAUUCGUUCCAAUUCCUUCGCCAAUCGAUUCAAAUCCCGCCGGAUUUUGUCUCUCCAACUCUCUAAUCGAAAAGACUUUGUUUCUCCUCAUCGUGGCUCCGUUAACUCCCUUCAGGUUGAUUUGACGGAGGGGAGAUAUCUUCUCUCUGGAGCAGCAGAUGGUUCAGCUGCUGUAUUUGAUGUUCAACGGGCCACUGAUUACGAGGCAAGUGGUCUAAUUGCCAAGCACAAGUGUAUAUUUACUGUCGACAAGCAACAUGAAAAUGGACAUAAAUAUGCCAUAUCCUCUGCCAUUUGGUAUCCCAUUGACACUGGGCUCUUCAUUACAGGUUCUUUUGAUCAUUACUUAAAAGUCUGGGAUACCAAUACUGCUCAGGCGGUUGUGGAUUUUAAAAUGCCUGGAAAGGUUUAUAGAACUGCCAUGUCUUCUAUGGCAAUGUCUCACACGUUAAUUGCUGCUGGAACUGAAGAUGUCCAGGUUCGCCUCUGUGAUAUAGCUUCUGGGGCAUUCUCUCACACAUUAUCGGGUCACCGUGAUGGCGUUAUGUCAGUGGAAUGGUCUACUUCCAGCGAGUGGGUUUUGUAUACUGGGGGUUGUGAUGGUGCAAUACGUUUCUGGGACAUUAGACGGGCUGGUUGUUUCCGUGUUCUAGAUCAAUCACAGACACAACUUGGGUUCCGACCACCAAUUUUAAAGCGAACUGCGGUUGGCAGUAAGCUUUCUUCAGUUGCAAAAUCUUCUUUGGGGGGCCAAAAUAGGUUGAAGACACUGCAGAGUAAACAAACUGGAAGCCAAAGUGUAAAGGGAUCAUCUAGCGCUAAAGCUUCAGUGGAAAAGUCUCGACAGAAGAGAAUUCACCCUGGAAUGUUAUCUACUCUAGAUCGUGCUACGGCUCAUUAUGGUGCUGUUACUGGCUUAAAGGCAACUAACGAUGGGAUGUAUCUUCUUAGUGCUGGGUCGGAUUCAAGAAUAAGAUUGUGGGAUAUUGAAUCUGGACGCAACACCCUGGUGAACUUUGAAACUGGACGCAUCCAGACUAACAAAGGAAUCCAAUUAGAUACAAGCGAUGAUCCAGCUCUGGUAUUUGUUCCAUGCAUGAAGACUGUGAAGGCUUUUGGCAUGUGGUCGGGUAGAACAACACUGAUGCUUCGUGGACACUACGAAAGCGUGAACACUUGCUGCUUUAAUUCCAAUGAUCAGGAACUAUACACAAGUGGCUCAGAUAGACAAAUACUUGUGUGGUCACCAGGCGGAACAGUGGAAGAUGAAAUGGUGCAAGAUGAAGUAGCCGAAGAUAAAGACAAUUGGAGCGACUGAGAAAACAAGUUUCGGGCAGUCUUCUUUCCCAAUCUGUGAAUUUCCAUGUGCGUUGUUCUGAGUAUAGUUUUCACAAACUCGUAUUACUAUAGUCGGGUUUUGAUUGUUUAUAAAGUAAAACUGAAAUAUUUGUCAGUUAAUUAGAAUUUAGUUCAUACUACUAAAAUGAAGAUUAAACUCGUUCCGAGUCAAUGCGAACCGAAUAAACAACGAUCGACUGUAAGACCAAAACGAAUCUCUUUAUUCGGCGAAGACCAUAAAUUUGUAACUAAAGAUAACUACGUCAAAGUGUAAAAGUAAAAUAAUAAAAAUCUAUUUGAACAC